AUGAAAGGAAUCGCUCGUUCUUUUGUUUACUGGCCGGGUAUCGAUGUGGACAUAGAAACAACAGUGAAAUCUUGUUUCGUGUGUGCCCGACAAGCGCACGCUCCUCCGAAGUUCAGCGAACACCAUUGGCAAUAUCCCAAAGGCGCAUGGGAAAGGAUUCAUAUCGACUACGCUGGUCCGGUGGCAGGCUCAAUGCUGCUGAUUGUAGUCGACGCCUACAGUAAGUGGUUGGAGGUCAAGGUCACCACCUCUACCACUGCAGAAACAACUAUUGGAAUUAUGGACGAGCUGUUUUCCCGAUACGGAGCACCAAUCACAGUUGUAUCUGAUAACGGUCCUCAAUUUACGGCCGGCGAAUUCAAGCUGUUUUUGCAAAAAAGUGGAGUGAAGUUUCAUAAGCUGUCGGCCCCGUACCAUCCAGCAACAAAUGGUCAGGCCGAACGAUAUGUUCAAACGACGAAAGAUGCACUCAAGGCCAUGGGAACAACUGCAUCUAAUUUGCAAUCGAACCUGAAUAACUUCCUGCAGCAGUAUCGUUUGGCUCCACACGCAACCACCGGAGAAUCGCCUGCCAAGUUGUUUCUUGGUCGAGCCCUCCGCACACGAUUAGAUCUUCUGAAGCCAGACAGCGUUCACCAGAAAGUUACGAUAAAACAACAAGCCAAUUUCGAGCGUACUUUUUCGGCAAUUCUGUGUGAUCUGCACUACGAAAUCGACUAUGCUGGGAAACGGUAUAAGCGUCACAUCGAUCAAAUUCGUUCGAGGCUCGAUGUAAACGGGCGACUAAUGGAUGAAGCACCAGGAGCUAAGGAGAUUAGCCAGCAAGACACGCCACGAGCAACGGUUGUGUUUUUCGACGAUGAUAGUACAGGUUCGAGAGAUCCAUCAACUCCUGUAAUUCCGAAAAAUUCAAGAAGUGUUCUAGCCGAACCAUCUUCUCCAGAAUUCCACACACCAACCGGUGGCCCGGUUCAUCAAGAGGCAAAUUCACCUCCUUUCACCUUACGUCGUUCGACAAGAUCUCGCCGCCCUCCCGUGAAGUACACACCGUAG
Toxorhynchites rutilus septentrionalis is the source of this 1053-nucleotide messenger RNA. RefSeq lists its product as uncharacterized. NCBI's taxonomy places the organism in Eukaryota, Metazoa, Arthropoda, Insecta, Diptera, Culicidae. The coding region runs from base 1 to 1053 and encodes 350 amino acids. Gene Ontology annotation, biological process: DNA integration. The transcript has 2 exons. The record is from RefSeq and is a predicted model, not a curated record. Gene Ontology annotation, molecular function: nucleic acid binding.